AACAUAAAAGCUCCAAGUCACUGUAAAAAGUGCCAAUAGGCAAAUUACUGCUGCCGCAGACAUCAAGUCGUUGACUGAAAGGCUGGACACGACAAAGCUUGCGCUAAAUUAGCAGAUUUGGGCUUGAAGGAAGAAAUAAAAGCUAAAAGUAAGAAUAAGAGUCCAGACCAAGAAGAAGAAGAAGAAGAAGAAGAAACUUAUAAGGGCUUUUUAUUUCCCGAGUACGAAAUAGAGAGCGAGGAUGAACCUGCUGAUGAAGAUAAUGAUAAUGAUGAUGAUGACGGGAAAAAAGAAAAAGAAGAAAUGGAGAAGCUGAAGAAGAUGAUGGCGGAGAAAAAAGCUGGAUAUCUUCAGGAUGUUGAGGACAAACAGUUGGAGGAAGCCGCUAAGGAGGAUGACGAUGAAGCUUUUACGGAGUUUAAAGAGAGGAUCAAGCGACGACCUGCUCAAGUUCUCAGGUAUCAGCGGGGUGGAGAUCCGUUGUUGGUGUCAAAAGAAAACAAACCGCAGAAAAUUCCACCCUGUGAAAAUUGUAACAGCCGGAGGACGUUCGAGUUCCAAAUAAUGCCGCAAUUGUUGAAUAAAUUGAACUGCAGUAAUGAAAACAGUAUUGACUGGGGAGUGUUGCUUGUUACACUUGUAAAAAGUCCUGUCUCAUCUCUGGGUACCAGCGGAAGUUUAUUUGGAAGCAAGAUUAUGCUGACAUCGAAAAUAAAAAUUCUAGCUCGGAAAGUAAACAUUGAUAAAAUGGUAGGAAAUUUUUAUUAUUGAAAAUUUGGAUUUUUUCUUAAAUAAA
Cotesia glomerata is the source of this 796-nucleotide messenger RNA. Its product is annotated as programmed cell death protein 2-like. Gene Ontology annotation, cellular component: cytoplasm; nucleus. The transcript is spliced from 2 exons. The coding region runs from base 304 to 771 and encodes 155 amino acids. Lineage: Eukaryota; Metazoa; Arthropoda; Insecta; Hymenoptera; Braconidae. The record is from RefSeq and is a predicted model, not a curated record.